GCCCGCCGCGACGCCGCGCCGGGGGCUCCAGCAUGUCGGAGCUGAGGCAGAGAGGGGCCCGCGAGCCGGACGCACUGCCCGAGGACAAGGAGCCGGGAGUGAAGCUAGAUGGAGAGACUGCGUCAGACAGUGAGGGCCGAGGGGAAGCUGCUACCCUACCCGCCUCUGUAGACGAUACCCCAGAGGUCCUCAACAGGGCCCUGUCCAACUUGUCCUCGAGAUGGAAGAACUGGUGGGUGAGAGGCAUCUUGACGUUAGCCAUGAUUGCAUUUUUCUUCAUCAUCAUUUACCUGGGACCAAUGGUUUUAAUGAUUAUUGUAAUGUGUGUUCAGAUUAAAUGUUUCCAUGAGAUCAUCACUAUUGGCUACAAUGUCUACCACUCCUAUGACCUACCCUGGUUCAGGACCCUCAGCUGGUACUUCCUACUGUGUGUAAAUUAUUUCUUCUAUGGUGAAACAGUGACGGAUUACUUCUUCACUCUGGUCCAGAGAGAGGAGCCUUUGCGAAUUCUCAGUAAAUACCACCGGUUCAUUUCCUUUACUCUCUAUCUAACAGGAUUCUGCAUGUUUGUCCUGAGUCUGGUUAAGAAGCAUUACCGUCUGCAGUUCUACAUGUUUGGCUGGACCCAUGUGACAUUACUGAUUGUUGUAACCCAGUCACAUCUUGUGAUCCACAACCUGUUUGAAGGAAUGAUCUGGUUCAUUGUCCCCAUUUCUUGUGUGAUCUGUAAUGACAUCAUGGCCUAUAUGUUUGGGUUCUUUUUUGGUCGGACCCCGCUCAUCAAGCUGUCCCCCAAGAAGACCUGGGAGGGUUUCAUCGGGGGCUUCUUUGCUACUGUGGUCUUCGGCCUUCUGCUGUCCUAUGUGAUGUCGGGGUACAGAUGCUUUGUCUGCCCCGUGGAGUACAACAACGACACCAACAGCUUCACUGUGGACUGCGAGCCCUCGGACCUGUUUCGCCUGCAGGAGUACAACAUCCCUGAGGUGAUCCAGUCGGCCAUCGGCUGGAACACUGUCCGGAUGUACCCCUUCCAGAUUCACAGCAUCGCCCUCUCCACCUUUGCCUCGCUCAUUGGCCCCUUUGGCGGGUUCUUUGCAAGCGGAUUCAAACGAGCCUUUAAAAUCAAAGACUUUGCCAAUACCAUUCCUGGCCAUGGAGGCAUCAUGGAUCGAUUUGACUGCCAAUAUCUGAUGGCCACCUUUGUCAAUGUCUACAUUGCCAGUUUUAUCAGGGGCCCCAACCCAAGCAAACUGAUUCAGCAGUUCCUGACCUUGCGGCCAGAUCAGCAGCUGCACAUCUUCAACACGCUCAAGUCUCACCUGGCCGACAAGGGGAUGCUGACAGCUGUCACGGAGGAUGAGUAGGGCCAGCAGGGCCGGGAGAGCAGCAGUAGGACUGAGCAAGGGGCGGGGCUCCAAGAGAAGCCCAGCUGUGUGACUUAGACAAUGACAAGGCUUUUAACUCACUCUUUUUUUUUUUUUUUUGGUAGAGUAUUUUUAUUUGUGAGUUAAAAAAAAUUGUAUAUAUAUACUCUAUGUGCUUAUAAUUUGGGUUGUGAGUAAACUACAGCUUUGAGUUGGAAAGAAGUCACAGGGUAAAACCAUUUGGGUUUUUAAAUGAAACACCAGUUUUAACAACCUGGAGAACAGUGUUGCCCAGCUUGGGUGCACCUGCCCGGGGCUUCUGGCUCCAGUCGAGUGAACUGUUUCUGGGCUCCAUCAGAGAGUGCUCCUCUGUGUCUGACCAGUUCAGGGGCCCCCUGCCUGUCUUUGUAGUGUAGCUGCCCCCAGCAGGGAAGAAGUACAAGGCUUGGAUGCCAUGCCUUUGCUUCUGGAGAGCUUGCACCUGGCUACGGGAGGCCUUUUGUAGGCCAGAGGGACAGAGGCUUCUUCAUCACAUGAAGUCCUGUGGAGUGUGAGUUCUGCUUUAUGGUGUGUGUUCACCUUAUUUCAUCACAGACUGAAAGGCUUUUUCAUUUUCUUCAGAAAGCAUGAAUAAUUAUAGUAGUCGGUGGGUGGGGGGAAGCACUGCAAUUUUUCAAGUGUGCACAGCGGAACGUACUGUAACUGAGCCCUUUCCUGCAGGUUGUAGGCUCUCGUGGGGCAGUCCAGCUAACUGUCUUUUCAGGGACAACGCCGUUCAUGUGUGUAUUGUAGACGUGUUGCUGCUGAUCCUCUCGGGAGCUUCCUGUUGGGCAGGGAGCUGGGGGCUUCUUCACGCACCCUUUGCCUGACCGACCACCCGUGUAGCUGCUGGCUGCUGUGUUGUGUAUAUCUGACUUAAGGCAAGUGUGUGUGUGUGUGUGUGUGUGUGUGUGUGUGUGUGUGUGUGUGUGAAAAAUCACUUCUUAGAGUGAUUUCCAUUGUACCAUGACUUCUUCACUGAGACCAUGAAGUUCCGCCUAAAACUCUGGAAACCCUAAUCCCGUUAGAGGUUUGAAGACUGGGAAAGUUAAAUGCACAUUUUUUAAACAAUGUGACCAGUUUAAAUAUAGUUUGCAUUUUACUGGGGGACCUUUGCUUUGUUUUUAAACUGUGAUUUUUUUUUUCUUUUUUUUUCCCCCUUCCUAAUUUCAGGAGUGAUGUUGAUUUGGGGAAGACAAGUUUUUUUUGUCAGACUUUAAGCCAGGGAGGACGGGAGAGAACUUGGUGCCCAGACGUUUUAAAUUAUUCCAUGCUAGGGUUGUUCCUGUUGCCAAAUGAGGGUGUCGUGGCUUGCUUCAGUACCUCGGUCUGGUGCUGCUUUGUUUUGCUUAGUUCUCAGCCAGCCCUCCGCGUCCCUGAAGGCUCACAGCCAGCCCAGAUCACUGCUGUGUCCAGCACGGGGCAGACCCCCUGGAUGCUUCAGCUCAGUCAUUGGGUGACGACCUCUGCGCACAGGCAGCAUCGAAGCAGCUUCUUUCUUAAGAACUUUUACUUCCGUUGUAGCAUAUGGCAUUUCUCUUUCAAGUCCAAGGUCCCCUGAAAAGCAAAAUUUUUUUGCAUAAGGUUUCAGCCCUAGUCAUGUGACCGCCCUGAGCAGACAUCCCUCUCUGGGCUCCUGAUAUCACAGCAGCCAUCUAAUUCCAGUAUUUUGUGAUCCCAGCUGAGCAGGCUCUUGUCACCAGAGGUUGCUGUGGGCAUUAAGUCAUGACCUGGGCACCCAGAAAGUAUAGGCUUUUAGGCCUUUUCUAAAUGCUCGUCCUUGAAAUAACCCAGUAUCUCAACAACGGAUUAAACAGUGGAGGUGAUGGGUAAUGAAUUUAGUUUCCUUAUUGAAGGAUGAAGUUGCUCCCAAACCAGAGACAGAAGGACACCUCAUUUGUCUCGUGUGGCCUCACUGGGGGUAUGUGGUGGGUCCUUGGGAGUUGGGAGUCUCAACGAGGGCCCCGCAGUCCAGAGCCCUCCUAAGAGUGCUGCCUUGGGGAUCAGGGCUCUGCCACUGUUUAAUCUGGCAGUGUUUAAUCUGGUGCCUGGCACAUUCCUCUUUUAAGGGGGCCUGAGAUCCUAUAAACUGAAAAUGGAUGCUCUUCGAGCAGCCGGCAAGGCCAGAGGGCUGUCUUGGGGAUUUCCCCACAAGCUUUCUGGUGAAAUAGGAAUUUCCUAGUUAAGUAACUAGGAGACCAACACCACCUUGCAUUUUUCUUUCUCCCAGUUGCUGAAAAUAUUUUGCCAUACAGACAAGAUUCAGGAGACUAUUAAGUAUCAUACACUUGUGCAUAUCUUAAUGGAUGAUAUAAUUUGCUUUGGAUCCUUUUUUUUUUUUUUGGUGAGAAAUAAAAUGUGAUGGAAACUGUGUGCCAUUCAUUUUCUCAUUUCCAUGCAUGGUUUUAUGUUCCCCAUUUGUUUUUGUAUUUGUAAAUACUAUGCUGUCCUGAUUUAACGAUUUUUAUUUGUUUUGUGGAUCCUGAGCCCGGGACUGUGGAGAACUGUGGAAACAGUGGAAACUGUGGAGUUUCCCUAGGGUCCUGUUGAGUUGAGAUUUACUUCUCUUGUGCUCUGCCUGGCAGUACAAGGAUUAGGUUGUCCCCGGCCUGACUUUCUUUGGCAAAUGUGGCAUAGGGCCCUGAAAAUUUUGCAACAUUAUUUCCCUCAAGCUUUGGUGCCUGGCCUGUGCACCAGGUUGGAGCUUAAAUUGUUGUGAGCUCAGAGCUAGUGACAUAAGGAGCUGAUGAACAGAGGUGUUGCAGAAGCUAGGGAGCAUUAGCAGAGGGUGGGCCAUCAGCACGCACAGCCGGCUGUCCUCCCUGCCUGGAGAGUACCCCCCACCUCGCAGUUGCCCAUAGGGCCCUCAACUGCUCUCAGCACUGGAACAGCACACUGAAGUUUACUCCUGAAAGUGAAACCCUCUAAGGCAGCCUGGACCUUACUUAUGUUUGUUAUUUUUUGCCUGUUUGAUAUCCUCAGCAUUUUUGUAGCUAUACUAUCAUGAUAUUUAAAAUGUAUUUACUCUGAGUGUCGUACAAUUCUGUAAUGUGUGUUUGAAGCUAGUGUCCCUUUGUAGGGGUGAAGUGUAACUUUUAACCUUACACAGGUGGACUUUGAAACCAUUUUUAUGGUAUUUUUCCCCCACUGGACUUUUUCUACCGUAACUUAUAUAUUAUGCAAGAAGAUUCCAAAAGUGUAAUUUAAAGGAGACUAAAUAAUGAUUGGCGUUUCAGCUAGUUGCUGAGUUGGCUAGAGCCUGGUUCGAGUGGAUCCUCGGAUUCAUAUGUUUAAGCUGUUGGCACCCGGCAGGUUGAAGAGUGUCCCAGGUGUUGCCAGGGGUACAUGGGGGGCUGUGAAUGACUUAGGACAAAGAGCAUCACUGUUGAAAAACCACAGCAGUGGCCUUGCUCCUUAGGAAGCCAGCCCAAGGUCGUUCCCAAGGGGGUAGAUUUUCGUUGUUCUAUCACAUGUCACUGCCGAAGUCUCUUCCUGUUCUACUGUCUUAGGCACCAUCCUUGCCUUUCGUCUUUGGGAAUGACAUGCAGCCACCGUGGCCACCUUUCUCGUGUGUUGUGAUUAUGUACUGAGAAAAGGGUGGCGUGGAAGGUGCCACUGCCCUUAGGCCCAGGGUUCUUCCAGCGUCUGGAUGGGGACUGGCACAGAGAAGGUAUGCAGGUGACCAUCGUGCACACACCGCAGGGCUCAGCUGAGCAGGCCUCUGUGCUUGUCUGCAGCGGGCUCCAGGAGAGCAGCUGGACCCAACCAGCAGCUCCCUGAAGAGGGUCUCGUGCUUGAGUAGAUGCUUAUUAGGUUGUCCUUGUCUUGGUCAAAACAGACUUCCUUUUCCUCACGUCUCCUCCUAGUUGCCCAGCUUCCGAUUUUUAAAUAGAUAACAGCUCCUGCUUUCUGACUUGGUCUCCCUUGUUGAGUAGCGGCCUUGUGGCAUGACUGGGGUUUGGGCCAAAUGGUGAUGAAGGAGCUUAGUUGAAGGGCUCCUUUCCCCCACCCUAGAAAAGAUAGACCCAUUUCCAGUGAGAAACAGAGCCCUGGCUGCUGACUGCUGCUUCCUUCCAUGUGAAGCUUCCUCCCAGCUCCCUGGGCUCCCUCCCCAGGCUGACUUGCAGGACCAUAUCCACCUGGGCUCUGGGUGGGCCUGGGUUCUGGCUCUUCUCACCUGGGGCUGCCUCUUGCAGCAGGCUUUUGUCUGUUUGUACAUGGACAAAGAUAACAGCUGUAGGACCAUUGAGGGGUAUACUUUGGAUGCCGAAAUGGGGUUCCUAGAGCAUGUGGAUGAUUUAUGAAUCCAGAGAGGCAAGAUAUGUGAUGUCUGGGAUUUUGUGGCCAGUGAAUUUCGAAUCCAUUGGCUGUUGGAAAACCCUGUCCCCUCUUCUACUUCUCUACCAGAUGCCUAUCUGCUGAGGCUCCUUUUUAUUCUUGAGCCAAUAAGAUACCAGCAAUGUUUAUUAACAAUAAUUGCAGUAAGAGAAAUGUGCUUAAUAUGUGCCAGGCACAGUGCUGAGUGUACGUGCAUUAUCCUCUUGAAUGCAGAAAGCAACCUUUGAUGAGGUAAUACUCCAUGGAGAUGAGGAAACGGGCAUUGAGCAGGCUGGCACGGGGUUGAAACUUCUGGCUCAAAUAGCCAUAGGUCAAGGUCACUAGAUGCAACUCCUACCCAGUUAGGGCUGAUGCUAGCACCUCCAUGGCAGAUUGUUGGGAGGUUUUUAUGAAAUAAUGCACAUCAGCAUUUAGCACAGGGCCUGGCCCAUAUAGUCGCUCAAUAAAUGAUACUUUUUAUUGAAUUAGCUGGUCAUUGAACCCAUAAUUGGUGGCCCAGUUCAGCCACUACACUGCCACCCGCCCUGCUUUACAGUCCAGAAAGCGGCACACCGACCUUCUAGGAGAAGCAAUCCAACCAUAACACCCCCACAGCGCCUGAGUGCUUCGCACUGGAAAGACAGCUUGACAAAGGGAGAGAGGACAUGGGGUGUUCAGAAACUCCCCAUUUGCAGUGGAAAUGGAAUGGUUUGCCGAGGCCCACUUCCCCGGGGCUGCACUGCCCGAGUGGAGGCACCCUUUCCUCUUGCCUGGUGGUGCUCCACUCCGGGCAGUGAGGGUCUGUCCAUGACCCCCUGGACCCCACUUCCACCUCUGGUCAAGGAUAGCAGUCCCCUGCACAGAUGGACAUCUCAGGGCCCAGGAGGAGUGGGGAGGACGAAGCUCUGUAGCAGAUUAUAAUGCAGCCCGGAAAGCCCGCAGGCUCUGCCCUCACCCUCACAGCGCAGUAAGUCGGGCAUCUUGGAUUUCUUGUGUUCCUAGAAGUACAUUGGGUAAGAAGCAGGGGUCACUUGGGGGUUGAUUGUGGAGUGUUCUGCUGGGUUCUAGGUCAGCAAAGGAUCAAAUGGACCAUUCAUGGAGAACAGGCACUGGAUCAGUGGAAAGUAUUUCUAUAACUUGGUUUUUUCAAAUGGAAGCGGCAGGGCAGGGAAGGAGGUGCGUGUGAGGUGGAAGGGUCUUCCUGUGAAGGGGUGAUGUUGACACAGAGGACCUGUGAGUGGGAUAAUGAUGUAGAACUACUGGCUGGGCUGGGGGUUAUUUCCCUAGUCUUAGUGGGGAAUGAAGACCAGACGCAAAGACCUAUGGCUAGUAUUUAAAUGAUCUCUCCAAUUAAUAAGUGACCUAAGGGCUGACAGGAAGCAGGAGAACAUGGUUGUGGAGGGUUCAGUAAGAGCAGCUGGGACGGGCUCACUCUGGCUGUCCCUUAAAGUCCUCUUGCCUUUCUGGUCUCGUGUUUGGCAGGCUCGGAAUUUUCUCCCUUCUCGUUGCAUCUGAUGGGCCCAGGCUGCUUUUGAUGUACAGAGAACAGGCUCCCUCUGGGCAUCAUGCUGAAAUGUCCCUGCAGUAGUCUCCCAGGCACUGGGGGGAGAGGGGCCUAGAUUUCGCAGCCUCCAGAGGGUUCUCCCUCUAUGUCUACUAAGAGGCCUUAGUUGGGUUUAGCCGCCUGGUGAUUCUGGCCGAAGUGAAUCAUGUUUGUUGAUACCAUCCACAUUGUCUCUGUCUCUGUUCCUCAUUGGGUUCAUGCGCUACUUGUGCUGACUUCGUGCAAUACAUGUAGAAUAAAGAGAAAGUUAAGAAUAUCUUCCAGCAGGCACAGUGUGUGCAUGUGUUUUUUUAAGGGUGUCCUCUGUGUGCUGUUUCAUUUAACUCCAUAUAGAGCAUCAUGUGACUGCCUGGGGUCCCACGGGCUGGCGUGUGUGGGGGCUGGUUACAGAAGAAAGAGCUGAGCAGACAUCAGGGCCUGUUAGACCAAAGGACUUGGAACCAAGAGAACAAGGCAGGGACAGGAUGCAGCAGUUGGCUGUCCAGCUAGAGGAGUGUCCAGAAGCCUGGGGGCAGUAGCAAGAGGACUGGGGGUCUGGAGUCCUGCAGCUGAGGGCAGACUAAGGAGGCCAGCCCCACGUCCCAUGUGGCUGAGCGCCAGCAAGUAGGCCCAGAAAUCUUCCAGGGAGAUUCAGAGCUCCUGGAUGUGGAGUAUCUUCUGAUGCUGAUAGCAAGUUUGACUUUUUAUUAAUGUAUUAUACUUUCCAAAACAGUAGGGGAAGACUAAAGUGCAGAGACAGGAAGCCCCUCUGUUGAAGAGUUGGGGACCCCAGUGGUCUGUGUUGGUUGGCAUCGCUGUGGGCAUCCUCAAGUCUGUUCAUUUGGAGGGUCUAUUCAAUGAGAAAGUUUCCCAAACGUAGAAAUGGCCUCCCCACCCACUUUGGGGUGUCAGGUAGUCACAUAGCCCCAUCACUGCCAACAUCUGUGCCACGCAGGGAUCGGCCCUGUUUCCCCGGCCUGUGCUCCCCUAACCCAAGUUAGUUUCUCGCCCCACCGUGUAUGUGGACGGACACUGUGGGACUUGGCUACCCGGCCCUGACAGGCUGGUGUAUUCAGUUCCCUGUCCUCAGACUCCGUAGAAUAGCUUUUCGGUGUGUGGAGCCCACGUGACAGUCCCUACAACCUCCCCCAAUAGGUGUGUGCCUGUGUGCUGCUGCUCUGCCCUCUGGCUGACUUGGCGUUUCACUAAAUCCACGUGCUUUUGCCAUAGCCGACCUUUCCAUGUCUGAUCAGUGUUGACAAUACAUGUAGAUUCAUUUUCAGCCCAAUGUCACAACGUGACCUACUGUACAUUGCAGAGUGUUUACCUUAUUUAUAUACCUGAAUGUUCCUAUUACACAAAUAAACAUCUAUUAAA
Talpa occidentalis (Iberian mole) is the source of this 8640-nucleotide messenger RNA. It is a transcript of the gene CDS2, whose product is annotated as CDP-diacylglycerol synthase 2. Lineage: Eukaryota; Metazoa; Chordata; Mammalia; Eulipotyphla; Talpidae. The transcript is spliced from 13 exons. Gene Ontology annotation, molecular function: phosphatidate cytidylyltransferase activity. Gene Ontology annotation, cellular component: endoplasmic reticulum membrane. Bases 33 to 1364 code for a protein of 443 amino acids. The record is from RefSeq and is a predicted model, not a curated record.